AUUAGAGGCAACGAGCUGUCCAAUGGCAAGUUUUCCGACCGAUGACACUGGAUAGUGGCAAAUCAGACAACCAAACCGUGUACAUGUUUGAGACAAAGCAUGGACAAGAUGACAAAGACAGAACUCAUUGUGGGUUAUCCGAGGCUUUGUAAACCGAAGCUUAUGAGGCAUCUAUUUAACUCUGAAAGCGAUAAUUAUGGGGAGUAUUUGUUGACUGAGCUAUAAGUACGUGGAUUAGCCCGUGUUCAUAUUCUGGGAUGUCUGUGUUUACCCUGUCAGAGCUUGCACAAGGCUCCACAGAGCAAAGAUGCAAGCAAACAAGAGUCCUAGCGCAACCUGCAUUGCAGUUGACGGUGCCUCUCUGUGCUACAGAAUCAUUGGGACCGGACCACUUCUUAUUCCGAUGCCUGGGGCAAAUGGCACCGGAAUGUUGUAUGAGCCAUUAGCCACUGCGCUCUCAUCACACUUCCGAGUUGCUCUAUAUGACCGCCGAGGAUUCGGAAACAGUCUCCUGGUCACUCCUGGAGAACCGGAUACGUCGAACCAUCUGAGAGCGCAAGCCGACGAUGUCGCCAGAUUGAUUCAAUAUUUAUCCCCAGGGAAGCCUGCGACAGUCUUUGCGGCUUCCGGCAGUGGGGUGAUGGCCAUUGAGCUCCUCCAGUCUCGUCCCGACCUUAUACAACAUCUAAUACUACACGAGCCACUUCUUUUCGAUCAUCUCCCUACUCCAUUCAAAUCGUAUAUCAAGGGUGGGGUGUUUAGUAGGGCCUUAAAGUACGGGGGGCGUGGGAAUGCGAGUGUUCGGCGCAUGUUACUUGCUUAUGUACAAGGCAAGCGUGACCAACGGAGAUUGGGUCAGGAUCCGCAUUACGCACGACUUAUUUCUCAACCGAUAGACGAGACUGCGCUCUUCUUCGAGUUUGAGUUACACAUAAUACUCGACUAUCAUUUCGAUCCCGAAAAUCUUCGGCCAUAUCAAGACAAAUUAGUUCUUAUGAAAGGAUUGGAUAUAUCACCGGAGCUCGCAAGUAUCCCGGUGAUUACUCUGUCUGACGCGCUUGGGACUUCUCUGGUGCUUACUCCUGGAGGACAUAACGGAUUUGUUACUGAUGCGGAGGAAUUCGCAAAAGAAAUGACCUCAGCUCUCGACAGUAAUAAGGCUAAGCUAUGACACCCCCGCAACAUUUUUAGGUUUAUUUACCCAUUGGCCGAGACGUUAUUGUUGAGAUAAAUUUAUUAGCAAAUCAACGGAUAUUCUGUAGCAUGCAGAUGAUAUCUAUCCUUUGCCACUUUUAUCAAUAGUACAAGCUAAAUCUGGUUAGCAAUAACCAGGCGUGCAUUGGAAAGAUGGCGAGUGAAAGGAUAGAACAGACUAUUCUGUUAAUCAA
Molecule: messenger RNA, 1388 nt
Organism: Aspergillus caelatus
Lineage: Eukaryota; Fungi; Ascomycota; Eurotiomycetes; Eurotiales; Aspergillaceae
Product: alpha/beta fold hydrolase
Exons: 2
Coding region: 308-1171 (287 amino acids)
Biological process (GO): glycerolipid catabolic process
Molecular function (GO): triacylglycerol lipase activity
Source: RefSeq, a predicted model, not a curated record